Tremella mesenterica DSM 1558 is the source of this 618-nucleotide messenger RNA. RefSeq lists its product as uncharacterized. The transcript has 4 exons. The record is from RefSeq and is a predicted model, not a curated record. Bases 1 to 594 code for a protein of 197 amino acids. Gene Ontology annotation, biological process: electron transport chain. NCBI's taxonomy places the organism in Eukaryota, Fungi, Basidiomycota, Tremellomycetes, Tremellales, Tremellaceae.
AUGGCCCUCACCCGUUUACUCCGUACCAUCCCGGCGUCAUUCCAAUCACUAGCUAUUUCACGAGAGUCACGACUCUUCUCAAGAUCUCAGAAGAACGUCCGAACUUUCACCUCCUCUUUAAAGUGGAAAGACGAAAAUCAUCCUUCUACUUCGCCCCACACGAGACCAGCAGACGUUGUGGCUCAUGUGGUUCCAGGUCCAGUGACGAUCCAUGAGACUCCCGGAGAGAUAACAGCGGAUGUAGUUUCUGAUGCUCCCGCUGAACUACGUUAUCGACCCGUUCGGAUUUACCGUCCUACCAAAUCAACCAUGCAAUCAGCCAAGGGUAAAACGAAAAGAUGGAUCGUAGAUUGGGAUGUUUUACAAGGAUCAGGAAGAUGGGAGAAUCCUUUAAUGGGUUGGGCAAGUUCAGCGGAUUAUAUGCAAGGUACUACUAUGGCAUUUAGGACGAAAGAGGAUGCUAUGGCUUUUGCGGAGAAGCAAGGUUGGGAUUAUUAUAUACAAGAACCAAAAGAAGCGAAGAUCCCUCCGAAGAAUUACGCAAACAACUACGUUCAUAUCCCUGGCAAAUUGAGAAUUCAUCAUACAAAAUAAACUAUGCAUGAUAUUUCCCCUUCC